AUGUACGCUAAUGAGGCUGCACUGAUGGGCACUGAUAGGCUGCACUGAUGGACACUGAUAGGUGGCACUGAUGGGCACUGACAUACAGUCAGGGGCGGACUGACAACUCAUGGGGCCCCUAGGCAAUAGGGGAUCAUGGGGCCCCUGUGUCCUCGCCCACACUCAAAGCACACCCAAAAAGCCUAUAAAAAAAGGUGCCAGGGGCAUUUCAUGGGGCCCCCUACUGACCCCGGGCCCUCGGGCAGUGCCCGAGUGUUUGAAUGGUCAGUCCGCCCCUGCAUACAGUAUUUCCACAGCUAAGCUGAUGAAG
Molecule: messenger RNA, 310 nt
Organism: Staurois parvus
Lineage: Eukaryota; Metazoa; Chordata; Amphibia; Anura; Ranidae
Source: the annotation of a GenBank genome assembly